Molecule: messenger RNA, 1011 nt
Organism: Harmonia axyridis
Lineage: Eukaryota; Metazoa; Arthropoda; Insecta; Coleoptera; Coccinellidae
Gene: APC10
Product: anaphase-promoting complex subunit 10
Exons: 3
Coding region: 69-635 (188 amino acids)
Biological process (GO): protein K11-linked ubiquitination; anaphase-promoting complex-dependent catabolic process
Cellular component (GO): anaphase-promoting complex
Source: RefSeq, a predicted model, not a curated record
UCCCUGACAAGUGACAACUGUAGACAGAACCGCAGGACAGAAUACAAAUAUAUUUGAAUAGUAACGUCAUGUCUCAGAAAAGUCCUAAGCCUAAUGAUGAAGAUGUGAGCCCUAUUAAAGUCGAAAGAACUGGUACUGUUAGAGAAGUUGGCUCUCAAGCUAUUUGGAGUCUUUCUUCUUGCAAACCAGGGUUUGGAGUUCAUCAACUUAGGGAUGACAGAGAAGAUACUUACUGGCAGUCUGAUGGACAACUACCACAUCUAAUAAACAUCCAGUUUCAGAGAAAAACAACUAUAAGUGACAUUUACAUUUAUACCGAUGCUAGAUUAGAUGAGAGUUACACUCCCAGUAGGAUAUCAAUAAGAGUCGGAACACAUUUCAAUGAUUUACAAGAAAUUGAAGUGAUUGUUCUUUCUGAACCUAUAGGUUGGACACGAAUUCCCAUCAAGGAUAUUAGAGGAAAACCUAUAAGGUUGUUCAUGAUUCAAAUAGCUAUAAUAAAUAAUCAUCAAAAUGGGAGAGACACUCACAUGAGACAGGUUAAAGUACAUAGUCCAUUAGAAAGUCAAAGAGUCCUCGAUAAUUUCACAAAAUUUUCAUCAGUCCAAUUUCAGAAAUUUGGCACUGUGAGAUGAAAUUCUCUCACAUGUUUGUAGAUAUUUCUCAUCCUAUGAGGAUUGGUGAACUUUCUUGAAACAUGUCGAUUUAUUUUGGUAUGGGAAAAAAUUCUGCUAAAUAUUUAUGGAUUGUACAAAAAAGUCAAAAUUGAAUAAGGAAGAGGCGUCAAAUAAUAUUUCACUUCACAACAAUGUAUGAUAAAAAUUAUUUGACUGGAUUUUCAUCUUGAAGUAAUUGAUCAACAUGUUUCAGUCAAGAUUUUCAUUCAUAUCAGUAUAAAAUCAACUUGUUGAGGUGAAAGACUGCAUUUUAUAUCUUUAAUUGAAAAACUAAAUGAUUUACCAUUUUAUUUUAUUAGAUCAUUAAUAAAAAUAAUCAUUCAUAGUUAUUAAA